UCCUUUCUUGGCACUUGUGCUGUGUGCAUUUCCCUUUGGAAGUUCAAGGGAAUGGUUUCCUUUGUGUUUCUGCAGCCCUGGGUGGGUGUGAGAGGGGACCCUCUUGUAUUUAUCAUUUGGAUUUGAAGCUGGGAAGUGGCAAAGUUUUCUGUGUGUGGCAGUCUCCUGUUGAGUUUGGGGUGGCACAUGAGGAGCUUUUUGGUGACGGGAAGGGCCACAUGGAGAAGCAAGAUGUGGGCCCUAGUUGUGGAAAUGGAAGUGUUUCUGCUUUUUUUUUUUUAUCUGUAAGUGUGUUGUGUUGUUUUUUUUUUUUCCCCCCUGAGCUUGAUCAUUCAAAAAAAAAAAAGCAAAAUGAAGCAGGCAGGCUUGUCCUGUGCACUAGAUCUUUACACCUAAAAUGGAGAGAGGCUCUCUGAGUUGGUGAUCGACCAUGUGUAGCAGUUGUAACACCAAAGCGUGCUGUCUCUUAGUUUGCUUAUGAAGGGGUGGACUUAGAAAUUAAAGUUGUUACAGCAUCAUCUUUCUGUGAUUGGAGGUACCUGACACGUGAACUUCCUCACAUCAAUGCACUGCCAAUGGUGGUGUAAUACCAAGGGCUGUACUGCUGCCACAUCUCAAUUUUGUGGGGUUUCAGAGAGUAGUUCUGGGUUAUAUCCUUUGCUGUGACCUCAUGGUUUAAGUGGGACUAAAGAUGAGUAUAAGCAGUGAUGAGGUUAACUUCCUGGUAUAUAGAUACUUGCAAGAAUCAGGGUUUUCUCAUUCAGCAUUUACCUUUGGUAUAGAGAGCCAUAUCAGCCAGUCUAAUAUAAAUGGUGCUCUGGUGCCACCAGCUGCUUUGAUUUCGAUCAUUCAGAAAGGUCUGCAGUAUGUAGAGGCAGAAGUCAGUAUUAAUGAGGAUGGUACCUUGUUUGAUGGUAGGCCUAUAGAGUCUCUCUCACUGAUAGAUGCAGUAAUGCCUGAUGUGGUACAAACAAGACAACAAGCCUACAGAGAUAAACUUGCACAACAGCAGGCAGCAGCUGCUGCAGCUGCAGCUGCAACAAACCCACAGGGAUCUGCAAAAAAUGGAGAAAAUACUGCAAAUGGAGAAGAGAAUGGAGCACACACUAUAGCAAUUGUUUCCCAUAAUGCAGAUAAUCACACGGAUAUGAUGGAAGUGGAUGGAGAUGUUGAAAUCCCUCCAAACAAAGCAGUGGUGCUGCGUGGUCAUGAAUCUGAAGUAUUCAUCUGUGCCUGGAACCCUGUUAGUGACCUUCUGGCCUCAGGUUCUGGAGAUUCGACAGCACGGAUAUGGAACCUUAGUGAAAACAGCACCAGUGGCUCUACGCAGCUGGUACUCCGACACUGUAUACGAGAAGGAGGGCAAGAUGUACCAAGCAACAAAGAUGUGACAUCCUUGGAUUGGAAUAGUGAAGGUACACUUCUAGCAACUGGGUCAUAUGACGGGUUUGCAAGGAUAUGGACUAAAGAUGGUAACCUUGCCAGCACCUUAGGGCAACAUAAAGGUCCUAUAUUUGCAUUAAAAUGGAACAAGAAAGGAAACUUCAUAUUAAGUGCAGGAGUGGACAAGACCACAAUAAUUUGGGACGCACAUACUGGAGAAGCCAAACAACAGUUUCCUUUCCAUUCUGCACCAGCAUUAGAUGUUGACUGGCAGAGUAACAACACAUUUGCCUCUUGCAGCACAGAUAUGUGUAUUCAUGUCUGUAAAUUAGGACAAGAUAGGCCUAUCAAAACCUUCCAGGGUCAUACAAAUGAAGUAAAUGCAAUCAAAUGGGAUCCCACUGGUAAUCUUCUGGCAUCCUGUUCUGAUGACAUGACUCUAAAGAUAUGGAGUAUGAAACAAGACAGUUGUGUCCAUGACUUACAAGCACACAACAAGGAAAUUUAUACUAUCAAAUGGAGUCCUACAGGACCUGGAACAAACAAUCCAAAUGCCAAUCUUAUGUUAGCAAGUGCAUCCUUUGAUUCUACUGUUAGGUUAUGGGAUGUAGAGAGAGGAAUUUGUAUCCACACCUUGACGAAACAUCAAGAACCUGUGUACAGUGUAGCUUUCAGCCCUGAUGGCAGGUACCUGGCCAGUGGCUCUUUCGACAAAUGUGUACACAUCUGGAAUACACAGACGGGUGCUCUAGUUCACAGUUAUCGGGGAACAGGAGGGAUUUUUGAGGUUUGCUGGAAUGCAGCAGGAGACAAAGUUGGAGCGAGUGCUUCAGAUGGUUCAGUUUGUGUAUUAGACCUACGGAAAUAGCGCUACUAGUUGGAAGCCAUGGACCGACUAUGAAUGUGUACAUAGCCAAAAUGACUGUCCCUGACCCAUGUACUGCUAUAGUCCCAAUUGAACCAUGGCCAGUCCACUACAGCCAAACCUACAAAAAAAUAUAUACAUAUACUGUAUAUAAAAAAUAAAUAAAUAAAGAUUACACCCUGAAGAGGAUGACAGAGUUUUGUCACAGCUUGUGAAUCCUGUUCACCAAGUGCUGGAAUCUGCUGUGCCCCAAAAUAACAUUUACAAGUUUUGGAUCUGAAAAACAGAAGAGAGAGAGAGAAAUCUACCAUACAAAGCAGACCCAUACAUGUACCAAAUUCAGAAGAUACUAAUGGCAGCCUUUAUUCCCCCCGCCCCCCCUUUUUUUAAAUCCAUGGCCACAAUGGACUGUGGGGUUUUGUUUGUCUUUUCCUUUUUCCUUUUUCUUCUCGGUAGUUGAGCAGUUUGCGUGUACAGAGAAAAUGGACUUACAUAAACCUGCAGCAGUAGUUUGUUCUUUGCUUUUAAACAUUGGGUAUUUUUGUUUUGGUUAAGUUUAUGAAUGCAUGAAGUAAAGGAAUGAAUCUGUUUCCUGUUUAUAUUUUUCACCUUGAAACAAAAGAUCCUUUUCUAAAAAUAUUGGAACGCGUUCGUUAAAGGGAGAGAGCAAACCUGAGGAUAUUUGGUACAUUCUGUGGCUCUCGGAGCACAAUUUUCAGGUGGAAGGAGGGUGGAAAAUGGGUUACUGGGGAGAGAAGAAAAAUAAACCCACCUCUGAGACAUGAAGCAUCAUGUCCUGUUAAUCUAUGAAGUACAUCGGUAAUGGGGUAACGCUAUGGUUUUUACUGGUGACAUGGCUGAAAUGCAGUAGUUUCUUAUUUGGGACAUAAUUCUGCCAAACUGAAGAAUUAGAAGGGCACAAAAAAUAAAGAAAAAUAAUACAGGGAUGCAAAAAGCAAAAUGAAGCAUCUUCUGUUGCUUUGAGACCAUAGCUGAAUUAUGGUUAAAUUGUGCACUAUUGUGAAAAGGAGCAAAAUAUAGUUUUUGGGGGGUUUUGUUCUUUAGUUUUUGUUUUUUAAGAGAUUCAAAUCUUUCUGGACAAGGGUUCAUGCCACAGCUUCUACAAGAGUUAUCCAUCAUUGUUAGUAGGAGCUCAGAUGUGUGAUUUAACCGAAUUCCAGUAUUAAAAGUAUCUCAUGCGAUUUUCUUUAUUUAAAAAAAAAAAAAAGACUUUGGCAUAUAUUUGAUAACACUGCCAUUAAAAGGCAAAAUGUUUACUACCUUAGACUGAAAAGUAUCUUAAACAGAGGACUUGCUUCAAGUUUAUUUUAAUAGCAGUGAUUCAGCUUAUUUAAAAGAUGAAUACUUGCACUAAUUCCCCUGCUGCUCCAGUCCUGCAGUUUGUUGUAUCCUGUGACUACAUUUUUUCCAAAUAUAAGGUAGAUGUAAGCUGCUAUUUUUUUAAUAAUCACUACUAUAUAGUGUCUUUUACUCUGUUUACAAUAUCAAGUAUUUUUCUUACAGCAACAGAUGUAAAUGGCAAACCUUUUUCUGCUCAUGUGAUUAAAAGUAUACAGAUAGUGUUUUUUAUUUGUAAAUGAUAGCAUGAGGUCGUGUUUAUGCCUAUGUGUAGUUGAAAAGGUUGCAUCACGUUUCCAAGAGUGUACAUUUAUAAAAAGAGAGGUUGUCAAAUUUAUGUCACAAACAUUUUACCUAAGGAAUGGUUUAUAUUAUAGAGCUUUGCAAAGUUACUGAUUUUAUAACACUAUUUGGAUCACGAAUAAUUUUGUGGCUUAUGAUCUCUAAACUUUAACCUGUUUGUUUGUUUCUUUCUUUUUUUUUUUUUUCCUUUUUUCCCCCUUAGUUAAGUGUGCAUUGAUUUAACCCAGAUAAUGCAACUUUGACAUUUUAACAAUUGUUCUUUCGGCAUUGAUUUCUGCUGUUUCCAGAGUAUAACAUGACUUGAAGCAAGUCUGAGUUUGGCUAAGGUAGGGUAGCAGUUUGCCAGUGGUAAAGAGAAUACAUUUAAUUCCACAAUACAUUCUGAGUCCCCCAUUUGUUAUUAUUGGGGAAUAUAAUACUGUAAUACGCAGCAUUUAAAAACAAAAAAAAAAAAAUCAUAUCCAUAAAGGCAGUCAUCCAUUAGGGUUCUGUGCCAGCUAUUGGGUUUUGGAACAUAUUACAGAUGUUUAGAACAAUUACCUUGUGUUACAAUAUGUAGGAAACCUAAUAUACUGAGUGUCUGGCACUUGAAAUAUUGCUUUUAUUGCUGGAGGUCCAUGACUGUGGCUGACCUCUGUCAUUAUUAAGAAAAAAUUAAAAUAAAAAAAAAAAUCUGUGCAAUAAUUUUAAACUGUGCUCCCAGGAAUAGACACAAACGUUUUGAGUAUGUUUAAGCUGCAUUUUUCCUUUAGCAAUGCAUUUGUCAAUUGCACUGAAUUUUAAAUCUGAAAGUCAGAGGUGAUUAUUGAAAGUACUUUUGUAUUUUAAUACGGACAGUUUUAUUCAUUUUCACAAAAGUUAUUGGAUAAUCGUUUCAGCCAAUUUAAAAACACGUGGUGGAAUUCUGUGACAUAGCUACAAACCCAUACAGCCAUGUUUCAUGAUAUUGACCGUUUCUUUUAUCUCUAUCUUCAGCGGCUUAGUUGGAAUUCUGUUAGUUAAGCAUCGUAUCUCAUGUACGCAAGUAGAAAAAACAGCUUUGUUAGCUCAGGACCCUGGGUUUUUAUGUGCUUGAAACGCUUCAAGAACAUGAGUUUUGUAGGCUUGGGAGAGUCUGGACAUGUGGGCCAGACCUUGAGCUGGAGUUAAUCAACAAUAUUCCAUCGCCGCAGGGUUCUUUGGAUUUACACCAGCUGGGGUUUCUGGCCAAUAGAUUUUUUUUUUUUUUUUGCUGCUGCUGUUGUUUUUUUCAGCGUGCCACAGUGCUGCUUCUGCUCUGCACAAACCUCUUCUCGCCCCAUGUUCUAGGCAGCGUUAGCCCCGUGCAUGCGACAUGUUACAUUCUGUGGAAUAUAUGAAGUAAGAAAGAGAACUGUGAUUCUUAGACUUUUUUUUUUUUACUGCUGAGACCUGAGAUUCAGUAGAGUGAACUAGGUUGUCUUCACUGCUCCCUUUUGUUUUUACCAAAUAUCAAUAAGACCCUAAUUUUGAAAAGAAUGUGUGCUUUGAGUAGCCCUACUAAAUCAAGAGACUUGCUUUCUGAGAUUGAGAGAGAAAAACAUGCAGACGUGCUUGCAUGUAUUUGUAAGUCAACUUGAUCUCCAGUAUGGUAGGUUAGCGGGCAGAAUGUACAAGUGUGGGGGACAGGACAAAAUUCUGGGCUCCCAAUUAACAACCAGAUAAGGAAUAGCUUGCUGUCAUGUUAUCACUUUUUUUUUUUAAUGCAUCAACUUCAGGUUCUCUUGUUUCUCAUUUCUGUAUAAUUAGUUCCAGAUUUUGCCCUUUCUGUUUUUACUUUCGUUUUUCUGCAUGGGCUUAAAUUGAUGCAAAGAUCUUCUACCCUUGACUUUCUAGUUUAGUUAGGAAACUAAGCCCUUCACUUUUUGUGGUGUUGGUAAUUCAGUUUGUUUGGAGACUACGACUGUGCAGGAUUACUGGGUGCGUCUGGUGUAGGAUUAGAUUCUGGUAUGAAACACUAAAAGUGCCUCUUUUUCUGGGUUGGGGGGAGGUGAUACUUAUCUGAGUUAGAAUGACGUAAUCGUUGAAACAUGUUUCUUGAUUUUAUGACACUUUAUAUCUUGAGAGAAAGGCCAAAGAUUCGUACCAGUUUUAAUUGUCGUGGUUUUUUUUAAAGCACUCCUUUUUCCUUACACUGCUUACCUCAUGCUAGGGUAUUUUAUGAGACAUUGCUAACUUUAGAAUAGUCUCUGUGUUGGGAAGAAUGGCAGGUACAAUAGGAUUCUUGUGCCAGUUUGUCUUGGCUGUAGACCAGUCUUAAUGGCUGAUGCAUUUAUUUCUUUUGUAUGAAGGAACGUCAUGAAAACUGGGCUUUUGGGCUUGUAAAUAAAAGGCUGUGUGUUCAGCAAAACGGACCUUUUGGGCUCAGUUGUCCAAUCUUUACUCAGUCAGAAAUCCCAUUGACUUUCACCGCAGGAAGAACUUUGUCCAAGUAAAUGUUGGAGGAUUGGAGCCGUGUAAUACUGUAUGGUGUGCCACGUAGGUACAGUGGGCCAAAUCAAACUUGGGAAGACAGCUGUUGACUUGAGUGGCAGUUGUUGCCUGAGUGAGCCCUUUCAGGAUUCAGCCCAGUGCUCCUGUAACUUGGCAAGCAAUAGAUUUGUACAGACCUCUUACUACAGAAAAUGCUUGUAGAGUGUUUCCAUAAUAGGAUCAUUCACACGCUUCUCCAGAAGUCCGCAGAAAGUAGAAGCAACAUUGUGGCACGUUGGAAGCAGGCUUGGGUUGGAAGACAGCAGUAAAACUCCAUCAAGAUCCUUGGCAUUUUCCCUAAUGAGGAGAGAGAUGUGGAAUAGCCUUCACUUCCUCCUCUAGUGUGAGCUCUGAAAUAUUGCAUCCGAUAAAAGUGACUUUCUCCCACAUGAAUCUGCUUGAAGGCAGACAAAACAACCAGAAGACGCACCAUUUCUUACACAUUGAAGGUAUAGUGUUAAUUGUGCUUCAGAUCAGUAGUUUUGAAGAGGUACAGCAUUCUCUUCCUCAGCCUUCAAGUUUCCAGCGUUGAGGCUUGAUGAUAACUUGGGGCAUGGCUUUUUUUUUCUUUUCUUUUUUUAAAUAAAAACACAUUUUUACUUCAUAAUGGUUUUUGGCAUUUGUGGAUUAAUUCAGGAAAACAGUCUGCAUGUUGUUGCUAGUCCAGUGUACUUUGCAAUCUUGUUCCUCAACAGACUGCAGUGUGCAGAUCAGUAAUCCUAGAACAAAGAAGUAAUUUUUUUCUCUCUCUCCUGACAUUGACAUUGUAGUUGUAAUGGUUUAAUUUUGAGGUUACAAAUCCUUUGGGUCUAAUUCUGUGAGCCUACUUAUAGCACUGGAUUAAAAUGUCUGCAUCAUUUCUUCAGUUAUCCAGUUAAAUUACAACUGUUGUAAAAGUGUAAACCAGCCCAUGACAGUUUUUUGUACUUGUUUAAAGGACUUUUAUUGUUCAGUUUUCAUGAUUAUUGUCUAAAGAAGACUGAUAUAGAUGUUCUAUACUGUCCUGGACCAUGUUAAUUACACUUUAUGAUGUAUUUUGGUUCUACAUCAGAAUGAUUUGUCCCCAGAGCCCUUAUAUCCCUUCUAGGCACAUUUUCUGUUGCAGUUUCCCUUUGCAUUGUAUUGCUCUGACAACUGUAAUUUGAAUCAGAUCUGAAAGAGGUCCAGAAUAAAAUAUAUUUUGAUAUUA
Gavialis gangeticus (Gharial) is the source of this 7589-nucleotide messenger RNA. RefSeq names its product transducin beta like 1 X-linked receptor 1 (gene TBL1XR1). Gene Ontology annotation, molecular function: protein binding; transcription corepressor activity. The transcript has 17 exons. Gene Ontology annotation, cellular component: histone deacetylase complex. The record is from RefSeq and is a predicted model, not a curated record. The coding region runs from base 692 to 2251 and encodes 519 amino acids. NCBI's taxonomy places the organism in Eukaryota, Metazoa, Chordata, Crocodylia, Gavialidae. Gene Ontology annotation, biological process: regulation of transcription by RNA polymerase II.